This is a messenger RNA of Leopardus geoffroyi (Geoffroy's cat), 717 nucleotides long. RefSeq names its product allograft inflammatory factor 1 like (gene AIF1L). Bases 117 to 569 code for a protein of 150 amino acids. Gene Ontology annotation, molecular function: calcium ion binding; actin filament binding. The record is from RefSeq and is a predicted model, not a curated record. Gene Ontology annotation, biological process: ruffle assembly; actin filament bundle assembly. The transcript has 6 exons. Gene Ontology annotation, cellular component: actin filament; ruffle membrane. NCBI's taxonomy places the organism in Eukaryota, Metazoa, Chordata, Mammalia, Carnivora, Felidae.
CCCUCGGUGCGGCCGCCACACGCCGCCGGAGCUCGGACCGGGCGCCAGUUGCCUCGUCGUCGUGCCUCGCCGCGGCCGCCCAGCCCGGAGCCGGCGGGAGGAGCCCCGUGCUCGCCAUGUCGGUCGCGCUCGGCAACAGGUUCCAAGGAGGGAAGGCGUUCGGCUUGCUCAAAGCCCGGCAGGAGAGGAGGCUGGCCGAGAUCAACCGGGAGUUUCUGUGUGACCAGAAGUACAGUGAUGAAGAGAACCUGGUGGAAAAGCUCGCGGCCUUCAAAGAGAAGUACAUGGAGUUUGACCUGAACAAUGAGGGCGAGAUUGACCUGAUGUCUUUAAAGAGGAUGAUGGAGAAGCUCGGGGUCCCCAAGACCCACCUGGAGAUGAAAAAGAUGAUCUCAGAGGUGACAGGUGGGGUCAGCGACACCAUCUCCUACCGUGACUUCGUGAACAUGAUGUUGGGGAAGCGGUCGGCUGUGCUCAAGCUAGUCAUGAUGUUUGAAGGAAAAGCCAACGAGAGCAGCCCCAAGCCAGUUGGUCCCCCUCCAGAGAGAGACAUUGCCAGCCUGCCCUGAGGACCCCCGUCUGGACCUGCCCCCAUUCCUCCCCCCUAAUCUUGCGGCCCUUCUUGACUCAUUGUGAUUUGUCUUCUUUGUUUUGUUUGGUCUUUGUGCGUUUGUUUAUUUUUUUAAUCAGCAGAACCGGUGAUCACUUUGUAAAGCA